AUGUCAGCCAUUGAGCAUGUGGAUGGACGUAAACAACAGCUUGUUCCACUUCCUGCCAACAUCCAAGAACUUGGCACAGCCAUUGGAGGAGUCAAUGUGGCCCCCACACAGAAGUCACCAGGAGUCAAUGUGGCCCCCACACAGAAGUCACCAGGAGUCAAUGUGGCCCCCACACAGAAGUCAGCAGGAGUCAAUGUGGCCCCCACACAGAAGUCACCAGGAGUCAAUGUGGCCCCCACACAGAAGUCAGCAGGAGUCAAUGUGGCCCCCACACAGAAGUCACCAGGAGUCAAUGUGGCCCCCACACAGAAGUCACCAGGAGUCAAUGUGGCCCCCACACAGAAGUCAGCAGGAGUCAAUGUGGCCCCCACACAGAAGUCAGCAGGAGUCAAUGUGGCCCCCACACAGAAGUCACCAGGAGUCAAUGUGGCCCCCACACAGAAGUCAGCAGGAGUCAAUGUGGCCCCCACACAGAAGUCACCAGGAGUCAAUGUGGCCCCCACACAGAAGUCACCAGGAGUCAAUGUGGACCCCACACAGAAGUCAGCAGGAGUCAAUGUGGCCCCCACACAGAAGUCACCAGGAGUCAAUGUGGCCCCCACACAGAAGUCAGCAGGAGUCAAUGUGGCCCCCACACAGAAGUCACCAGGAGUCAAUGUGGCCCCCACACAGAAGUCACCAGGAGUCAAUGUGGCCCCCACACAGAAGUCACCAGGAGUCAAUGUGGCCCCCACACAGAAGUCAGCAGGAGUCAAUGUGGCCCCCACACAGAAGUCACCAGGAGUCAAUGUGGCCCCCACACAGAAGUCAGCAGGAGUCAAUGUGGCCCCCACACAGAAGUCACCAGGAGUCAAUGUGGACCCCACACAGAAGUCACCAGGAGUCAAUGUGGCCCCCACACAGAAGUCACCAGGAGUCAAUGUGGCCCCCACACAGAAGUCACCAGGAGUCAAUGUGGCCCCCACACAGAAGACCCAAGACUCCCCAGAGACACAUCACUCUCUUAAUGCUUUGUCAAGUUAA
Messenger RNA from Nerophis lumbriciformis (worm pipefish), 1023 nucleotides. NCBI's taxonomy places the organism in Eukaryota, Metazoa, Chordata, Actinopteri, Syngnathiformes, Syngnathidae. The record is from RefSeq and is a predicted model, not a curated record.